AUGUCCCAUGGGAUGUUGAAAUUGUUUGUUGUUGCUGCACUUGUGGUUUUUGCUGUCAUUCUACUGUUAUUUUCUGUUUUACCGAAUUCGACAGACGCAAUUGAGGAUAAAAAUCAAAUAGAAUGGAGUUAUUCAAUAGUAAUAGAUGCCGGUUCCACGGGAUCUCGUCUUUUUCUUUACAAAUACCGUUCUAUAAAUGAUCAGGAAUUAAUCGAUAUAAAACCAGUUGUGGAUAAUUUAUCGUUACGUCCUGUUGUGAAAAAGAUCACUCCUGGAUUAUCUUCAUUUCAAGAUAAACCUGAGGAUGCUGCCGAAUAUAUUAAGCCUCUUCUCGACUAUGCAAUUGAAUUUAUUCCGUUGAAUAAGCAUUCGUAUACAUCCCUCUUCAUAUUCGCGACAGCUGGAAUGCGUCUUCUUCCCGUAGAAAAACAAAAUGAAGUGUUACGAAAUCUACACCGAAAUCUGCCUUUUCAAACAAGCGUACAAAUCAUUCCAGACCAUAUUAAAGUUAUCGAAGGAAAAUGGGAGGGUAUUUAUUUCUGGAUUGCUGUGAAUUAUAUCCUUGGGCGGUUCACUCGUAAUAGAACGGAAUCUUCGCGGCAGCCUACGGUGGGUAUAAUAGAUAUGGGUGGCGCAUCGGUACAAAUUGCUGUUGAGUUAAAUUUAACAAGUGGCACUGGUGAAUCUGUGGAAAGCGUCAACUUAAGCUGCAAUGAUAAUGAACAGGCAUACAGUUACCGACUCUUUGUGACAACAUUUCUUGGCUAUGGCGUGAAUGAAGCUCUUCGGAAAUAUGAACAAAAAUUAAGCAACGACUUGGCUGUGGAAAAUACUAACAAGUCUUUUGUACGAGAUCCGUGCUUGCCAGUCAAUUUGCUCAAAACAGUCAAAAAUGAAGAUGGUUCACAAUUUAGUCGAAAGGGUAUAGGGGAUUGGGAUACUUGUAUAAAGAAUCUGGCGUCUUUAUUAACGGCAACAGUGGCGAAUCCGAAAUGUCAGAUAGAGAAAUGUUUAUUUGGACUAGUUCGUUCCCCUUCGAUUUCGCUAUCAGAAAUUGAACUAUAUGGCUUCAGUGAGUAUUGGUUUUCACUGGAAAAUGUCUUAUUCAUGGGUGGACAAUAUGAUUUCAGUAAAACGGCAUCGAGAGCACGUCAAUUUUGUCAUAUGAAAUGGUCGACGAUACAAACACAGUAUCGGAAUAAUGUCUAUCCAAAAGCGGAUGAAGAUCGACUGCGAUCACAGUGUUUUAAAUCAGCUUGGAUAACAGCUGUUCUUCAUGAGGGCUUUUUGAUUAGUAAAACUUACAAUCGUUUCCGAUCUGUUCUUGAUGUCAAUGGACAAGAAGCACACUGGGCAUUAGGAGCUUUAUUAUAUCAUAUGAGAUAUUUUCCACUUAGUGGAACUACGCAUAAACCGCAACAUCCUAAUUAUCAAAUAGCUGGUCGCCGAAUCCCCGCAUACUGGAUUAUAUCUCUAGUUUUACUUGUUGUUAUUGCAUUAUGGGUGUUAUAUAAGGCUGGUAAGAAGCGAACCCUGCUGCGACGCGACCCAUCCAUGUGGGGAUACAUGACAUUAUUGUUAUCGCAGGAUCAGCUUUACAUACAGCCUUAG
This is a messenger RNA of Brugia malayi, 1611 nucleotides long. RefSeq lists its product as uncharacterized. The transcript has 9 exons. NCBI's taxonomy places the organism in Eukaryota, Metazoa, Nematoda, Chromadorea, Rhabditida, Onchocercidae. The record is from RefSeq and is a predicted model, not a curated record. Gene Ontology annotation, biological process: nucleoside diphosphate catabolic process. Gene Ontology annotation, cellular component: membrane. The coding region runs from base 1 to 1611 and encodes 536 amino acids. Gene Ontology annotation, molecular function: nucleoside diphosphate phosphatase activity.